This is a messenger RNA of Microthlaspi erraticum, 957 nucleotides long. NCBI's taxonomy places the organism in Eukaryota, Viridiplantae, Streptophyta, Magnoliopsida, Brassicales, Brassicaceae. The record is from the annotation of a GenBank genome assembly.
AUGGUGGCCAAAAACUCGAUCGAGUGUGACUCAUACAACAAGCUAAGUCUUCCGGUGAGACCAAGCGUCCUCGUGGACGCCGUGUCACGCGAAGCUAUUGUUGAGAAGAUCAAAGAUGCUGCAAAGAAGUGGGGAAUUUUCCAGGUGAUCAAUCAUGGUAUUCCUUUAAGCGUUCUUGAAGAGAUCAAAGAUGGAGUUAUAAGGUUUCAUGAGGAAGAUCCUGAGGUUAAGAAAUCUUACUUCUCAAGAGACUUCUCCAAACCAUUUAUCUACCACAAUAAUUUUGAACUGUACAGUUCCUCUUCUGGUAACUGGAGAGACAGCUUCGGUGGUUACAUGGCUCCUAAUCCUCCAAAACCUGAGGAUCUUCCAUUAGCUUGCAGGGAUGCAAUGAUUGGUUACUCGAAUCAUGUGAUGAGCAUAAGUAGUUUGCUCUUUGAGCUUCUCUCAGAAGCUCUUGGUUUGAGCUCUGAAAUGCUUAAGAGUAUGGAUUGUAUGAAGAGUUUACAUGUGAUCUGCCAUUAUUACCCUCCAUGUCCACAACCUGACCUAACUUUGGGCACAAGCAAGCAUUCCGACAACACCUUUAUCACCAUCCUUCUUCAAGAUCAAAUCGGAGGUCUUCAAGUUCUUCAUCAAGACUGUUGGGUCAACGUCUCUCCUAUUCCUGGAGCACUUGUCAUCAACAUUGGAGAUUUUUUGCAGAUGAUGACGAACGAUAGGUUCAUAAGCGUGGAGCAUAGGGUGCUUGCAAACAAAGUUGGACCAAGAAUUUCAGUUGCAUGCUUUUUCAGCUCGAGUAUGAAUCCAAAUCCAAUUGUUUACGGACCAAUCAAAGAGCUUUUGUCUGAAGAAAACCCUCCGAAAUACAGAGACUUCACUGUACCAGAGUACACAAAGGGAUACAUUGAGAAAGGUCUUGAUGGAACAUCGAAUUUGUCGAAGUUCAGGAUUUAA